GCAUUUUGUCUAUCACGUGAUUGUUGUUGUACAGAUGGUGACACUCAUGUCAUAUAUCGUAACAAUUACAUUCUUGUUGUUAAUGUCUAGCUCAAGGAGUAUUUGGCCAGUAUUUUUCUCUAGAGCACCUGUAUUAAUAGUGACCUGAUCACUGUCUGACAGUGACACAGUCACAAUAUUAUUACAUCACAUAGAUAUCUACAACCAAGCACCUUAUAGAACUGCACUGAAGAGCAACCAUCAAGUUAAUUGCACUUGUGCUAUAGCUGGGGGGAUUAACGGCAACAAAAUGUGUAACACCUGAGAAUCUCACUCUUGACCCAUCUCCACAAAAUAUGGUAGCUCUUAACAUGUUAUGGAAGCUCUCUAUAGUUGUGGCAUUUGGGUUUUCCGCUACGGCUACCUCAACAGAUAUAGCCCCGGAGCAACCCAAGAAGGAAUCGUUCUUAAGUAGAUUCUUCGGUAAGAAUGAGAAAUCUGCCACUAAAUCUCAUGACGUAUCCGAACCGACGAAAAUUGACACUCAAAAACACAGUGAAACAGGUCUCCCCAAGUACGAUGUAGAGUGGUAUCUGUUACCAAAGCCCUUAAACAGAUUCUUCUUGUCACGUUGCCAUUUGUUAUCUCCUUGUGUGUGCCAUAUGACUGUAAUGAGGCAAUAGAGACCGAAGUGGAACAAGACGUCAGGAAUGUCUUCUUGUUGAGUGAAGAC
Molecule: messenger RNA, 712 nt
Organism: Babesia bovis T2Bo
Lineage: Eukaryota; Apicomplexa; Aconoidasida; Piroplasmida; Babesiidae
Product: SmORF protein
Exons: 1
Coding region: 336-662 (108 amino acids)
Source: RefSeq, a predicted model, not a curated record